AUGCAAGCAUGUCACAUAUUAUUGGGGAGAUCAUGGCAAUUUGACAAGGGAAUUACAUUCGAUGGCAUUACCAAUAAAUACUCCUUCAAGCAAGGCGAGAAGAGAAUUGUGCUUGUGCCACUCAUUCCUAUCCAAGUUCGUGAAAAUCAAGAAAGCCUGAUCAAGGAGAGUGAGCUUGAGAAUGAGAAGAAAAAAAUAGAAAAAGCUGAGAGCUCAACAGAAAAUGAUAAGGCCGAGAAAAUUGAGAGGAAAAAGACAUAUGAGGUGUUGGUUGUUACAAGUGAUCUUAUUAACACUCUACCAUCUAGUAUUGCCUCUCUUUUGCAGGAUUAUGAGGAUGUCUUCCCCGAUGAGAUUCCAAAUGGACUACCACCAAUAAGGAAAAUUGAGCAUCAAAUUGACUUGGUUCCAAGUGCCCUACUUCCUAACAGACCAGCCUACAAAAUGGGACCAGAUAAGACAAAGGAACUCCAACGCCAAAUCGAAGAGUUUCUAACAAAGGGAUGGGCAUGA
Messenger RNA from Coffea eugenioides, 513 nucleotides. RefSeq lists its product as uncharacterized. The record is from RefSeq and is a predicted model, not a curated record. The coding region runs from base 1 to 513 and encodes 170 amino acids. NCBI's taxonomy places the organism in Eukaryota, Viridiplantae, Streptophyta, Magnoliopsida, Gentianales, Rubiaceae. The transcript is spliced from 2 exons.